This is a messenger RNA of Didymosphaeria variabile, 2067 nucleotides long. RefSeq lists its product as uncharacterized. Lineage: Eukaryota; Fungi; Ascomycota; Dothideomycetes; Pleosporales; Didymosphaeriaceae. Gene Ontology annotation, molecular function: protein binding. The transcript has 2 exons. Bases 1 to 2067 code for a protein of 688 amino acids. The record is from RefSeq and is a predicted model, not a curated record.
AUGCCGCCACGACCCUUCGUCAACGACGCCCUUUGGCGAUGUCUAUGUCCAAGAUGGGCUCAAAUUUCUGGUCGAUCGAGAACAGGCCUCAUUGGCGCUGCGAAGAGGAUAUCUACGCGACCUUCAAUCCACUCCGAACCUGCGAAGCAGUCUUCGCGUACGUAUAACAAUGCCGCAACCGCACCGAAUACUUCCUUCGCCCCGAUCGGAGCCUUCGACAACUUGCCAGAUGCGGUGGGUCGUCAUCAGCGCAACACCAAACACCAGAAUGCUCUUGAAAAGAACAAACGUACAACCGACUUCGUCCGCCUUUCCACCGAAGAGCUCUACAAUCGACUGCGUAUCGAUGCUGCAAAGGGAUUUCAUCAAGAAGUCAUGAGAAUGCUCAAUAUCUUGAUCAAGGAUAGGCGGGAGCGACCGAACCUGCAGAUGUACACGGCUCUGCUGCACUCGUACGUCUCACCCGAAUGGGGCACGGCAGGGAAGAUCCGCAAAGCUCUGGAAGACAUGGCCGUUGCAGGCAUCGAACUCGAUGCGCGUGCCUGCGAAUGCGCUCUCGAAGCACUUGCCGUACACCCCGAUUCCUUCGUGCGGACGGAUGUAUUGGAGUACAUGCGGGACAGGUGGUGGAGCCCAACUUCUACAGCACAAAGUUUUGUCAUUGCUGGGUUGCUCAGGGAGAGAUGCUUUGAACAGGCGCUGGAGAGGCUGGAGAGCAUGCUCAAGGAGGGCACCAGGAUAGAACCGUGGUUAUGGGAUAAAGCGAUCUGGAUGUUGCUUGAGUUUGGCGAGGUGGAAGAGGCGUUUUACGUGCUGAGCCUCAAACGAAAUAUCUCAAGUAAUGUGGAUGUCAGCUUGAGUGGAAGUUUAUGGACACAGCUACUGGAUGUUGCAGGCAAGAGGCAUAUCCCCGAAGCCGCGAGCAUGAUAUGGUACACCCAUGUCGUACCCGGAUAUUUAAAACCGACCACGGGGACGUGCCUCAAUAUUCUCUCCGCUGCCUCUCGCGUAGGUGAUGUUAAGCUCGCUACAGAUGUUUUCCGCGUCCUCGCUGAACGCAACACGGUGCUCAACAAUCACCAUUACGAGACUCUGAUACAGUGUUACCUCGCCGCCAACGAUCUGCCUGCCGCGCUGAGCGUCGUCCUGAUCAUGCAAGACUCAAACCUCAAAGUCAGAGAAGAUGAGCUGCAUCCGUUGUUUGCAUACCUGAGCAAAGAUAAGGAGCGGCCCAUGAACGCCUUCAUGCAGCUCCAAGACCUUGAACGCGAAGGUCGCAAGAUCCCUACCGCUGCCGUGAAUAUCUGCAUCGCAGCCUCCAUCAAGCUGGGUGAUCUCACCGAAGCAAUCGAAUUCUACAAAGCGCUAAAGAGUGUCGCGAAAGCCGGCCCCACGACUGCAACCUUCAACGAGCUCUUCCGCGGCUGCUACCGCACCGGCCGUAAAGAGCUCGCCAUGUAUCUCGCCAACGAGAUGGUUGAACUCGACCUUCGACCCGAUCGCUUGACCUACGACCGCCUGAUCUUGACUUGUAUCCAUGCUGGGGACCUCGACGAUGCGAUCAGCUACUUUGAGGAGAUGAGGACUGAAGGCCUAGUUCCAAGACGCAAGACGCAUGAAAAUCUCGUCGAACUUGCAUUCAAGGCAAAGGAUGGGAGAUGUGUUGCGCUGCUGAAGUGGUACAAGCAGGCAGAAUAUAGAGUCGAGGCUCGAGUUGCGACGUUGGAGAGGCUGAUUAUGAAACAUUUUGAAGAGGGUGAGGAGAGAAAGAAGGACGUCACAGGGGACGAGAAUGGUCAAGAUGCGCUGGAUGCGUUGCAGGGAGAGCGGGGUGAGAAGGGAGAUCAGGCACCCAAUAAGGAGAAGAAUCCGCAGGACGUGCUGGAAGCGUCGCAGAAGGAGAUGGGAAGCGCAGAGAGGGGGACUGAAGCCAUGACAGAAGCCGUUCAGAGGGAGGAAGCCUUGGAGGAACCGAUUCAUGCAUUUCUUGAGGAUUCGGAAACGCAGCCACAGUCACAAACACAGUCACCGAACAGUGCCGUAGACUACACCAAAUUCCAUGUCUAG